AUGGGACAGGGAAAGUUCGACCACCUUCCGCUUGCCGCCAAAGGUCCGCUCAAAGUACCUCUCUACGGCCGCGUGCUUCUGGACAAUCCCUUCUACAACAAGGGAACAUGCUUCACGUCACAGGAGCGUCUGGAUUUUGGCCUCAAGGGUCUCCUCCCUACCAAUAUCCAGAAACUCGAUGAACAGGUUAUGCGAGCCUAUCAACAGUACUGCAAUCAGCCAGAUGACCUUUCCAAGAACACCUUCAUGACCUCGAUGGCCGAGCAGAAUACCGUGCUCUACUACCGUCUCAUUCAAGAUCACCUGCGGGAAAUGUUUAGUAUCAUCUACACUCCAACCGAAGGUGAUGCAAUCGAGAAUUACUCGCGAGUCUUUCGCAGGCCGGAUGGCUGUUUUCUGAGUAUCAAGCAUCCGGACGAGGUGGAGGAGCGACUGAGUAAGUUUGUUAGCAAGAACGAGCCUGACGGCGGAGUCGACUACAUCGUUGUCAGUGACGGGGAAGAGAUCCUAGGAAUUGGCGAUCAAGGAGUUGGAGGCAUCCUGAUCAGCGUGGCCAAGUUGGCUCUGAUGACCAUCUGUAGUGGGCUGCAUCCGGACCGUACCCUCCCCGUCGUGCUCGAUACGGGAACGGACAACGAGAACCUUUUGAAUGACAACCUCUAUCUUGGUCAUCGCUUCAGACGCGUUCGAGGCCAACAAUACGACGAUUUCUGUGAUAAAUUCAUUCGCACAGCCAAAAAGCUCUAUCCGAAGGCUUACAUCCAUUUUGAAGACUUUGGUCUUCCUAACGCCAGAAGGUUGCUCGACAAAUAUCGCAGUGAGUUCCCUGUCUUCAAUGAUGAUAUCCAAGGAACCGGAUGCGUGACUCUGGCGGCUAUCAUGGCCGGCUUACAUAUAAACGGGGUGAAGAUGUCGGACUUGCGAGUGGUUAUUUUCGGAGCUGGGACUGCUGGGUGCGGAAUCGCUGAGCAAAUCCAAGCGGCCAUCGCCACUCAAUCCGAGAAGAGCAAGGAAGAUGUUGCGAACCAGAUAUGGUGUGUCGACAAGCCGGGAUUGCUUCUGGACAAUAUGGGAGACACCCUCUCCAUUGCACAGAAACCGUUUGCACGCAAGACAUCCGAAUGGCAAGGAAAGGACACCAAAUCCCUCGCGUCAAUAAUCGCGGAGGUUAAACCCCACAUCUUGAUUGGGACGUCCACAGUGCCCGGUGCUUUCAACAGGGAAGCCGUCCAGGAGAUGGCAAAGCAUGUCGAACGGCCAAUGAUAUUCCCGCUCAGCAAUCCUACACGUCUGCAUGAGGCUAAACCAGAAGACCUCAUCCGCUGGACUGAUGGUCGAGCUCUCGUUGCAACGGGAUCCCCUUUUCCGCCAGUCAGACACAAUGGUAGAGAGAUCGAAGUGGCGGAAUGCAACAACUCUGUCUGCUUCCCUGGGAUAGGUUUGGGUGGCGUCUUGUGUCGAACAAAAUUGGUGACGGAUAAGAUGCUUGUCGCAGCUGUGACUGCGCUGGCCAAGGAAGCCCCAGCCAUGCAAGAUCCGGAAAAGGCACUUGUUCCAGGUGUUGAACAGGCUCGGCCAGUCAGCGUCAAGAUUGCUAUGGCAGUGAUUCGAUGUGCAGUGGAGGAUGGACUGGCACAAGCAGCAGAUAUUCCCGUCGACUCUGAUGAGGAAUUACAAGAAUGGGUCGAGGCACAGAUGUGGGACCCAGUCUACCGUCCAUACGUGAGGCCUUGA
Fonsecaea pedrosoi CBS 271.37 is the source of this 1734-nucleotide messenger RNA. RefSeq lists its product as uncharacterized. The coding region runs from base 1 to 1734 and encodes 577 amino acids. Gene Ontology annotation, molecular function: NAD binding; malate dehydrogenase (decarboxylating) (NAD+) activity. NCBI's taxonomy places the organism in Eukaryota, Fungi, Ascomycota, Eurotiomycetes, Chaetothyriales, Herpotrichiellaceae. The transcript is spliced from 2 exons. Gene Ontology annotation, biological process: malate metabolic process; pyruvate metabolic process. Gene Ontology annotation, cellular component: mitochondrion. The record is from RefSeq and is a predicted model, not a curated record.